Eimeria tenella is the source of this 3840-nucleotide messenger RNA. RefSeq names its product protein kinase (incomplete catalytic triad), putative. The coding region runs from base 1 to 3840 and encodes 1279 amino acids. The record is from RefSeq and is a predicted model, not a curated record. The transcript is spliced from 8 exons. Lineage: Eukaryota; Apicomplexa; Conoidasida; Eucoccidiorida; Eimeriidae. Gene Ontology annotation, biological process: protein phosphorylation. Gene Ontology annotation, molecular function: protein kinase activity; ATP binding.
AUGCAAGGACUCAAGCAGCAGUUGGUGCAGCAAGUCCUGCAGCAAAUGCUGCAACAGCAGAUGUGGCGGCAGCAGCUGCUGUGGCAGAAGCAGCAAACGCUCAAAGCCACGCUGCAGGAAACGCUGCGGCAAGUUGUGGCAUUGGUGAUGUGGGGCUUCAGCAGCAAUAGCAGCAAUAGCGCUUUCACUCGCUGCAGCAAGCAGGUGGCAGAGGGAACUUUUUGCACAGUCAUUCUUGUAAAUUUUGGCAAUGAGAACUUGUUUGUUGAGUGGCGAGCAGCCCUGCCACCCGAGCAGCAAGAGCAGCAACAGCAACAGAAACAGCAGCCCGCUUUUCCUGGCAAUGUUGUUACCGGAUUUGUGGCUGCGAGCUAUGCAGCUUUUUUGCUGGCUCUGUCAAGUCUUACAGUGUCACAGCUGCAUUUCGUAAUGAAGCGGGUAGUGCUGCAGCAGCAGCAUCAGCGGCAGCAGGCAGAUCCGCGCUCCUUCAUUAGCAUGAAAGGCGAGACGACGUCAGAUGCAUCGGCGAAAGCAGUUUCAAGAUUAACAGCAAAUGCAGCUGCAGCAAGACCAGCGAUAGCAGCAAAAUGUACUGCCCGGGUCAGCAGCGUCGGCGUUGCAGUUAGGCAACCGCAGCAAGUACAGCAACAACAGAAAAACGAACAGCAGCAGCAUCAAGAGCCUCAUGCGCCUCUGGUAGAUGCACAUGUGCAUGGUUGUGUCGCCUUGAGUCGUCAUUUCGCAUGCGCUUCGCAGCAACCUCUACACGAGCAGCAUAAACAGAAGCAGCAGCAGCGACAGGGACGUACAGGCGGACAGCAGCCGGAGAGGUGUGCUGUGUCAGUUGUAUCUGGCUCGGGAUUGAAGUCAGCUCCUCGUAUUUUUGCUGCAGCUGCUCUUCUGCUGCCUCUCUUCUGCCUUCCUGCCACAACACCCGCAGAGGCAGCAGCAGUAAGCACUCUGGCAGAGCUGCCAUCUGCAAGACUCGUCUUGGCGAAGACAGCAGCAGGCGCUGCAGCAGCAGAAGGGGAAAGGUUCUGCCAAGCGUAUGGUGGGCUCGCUGCUGAGUCGCUAAUCUUCGCAGCAGCAACAAGAAGUACAAGGCCAUCAUCAGCAGCAGUAGUACUUAAUGCCGCCGCUGACUCUGGUGCUCGUGCUUUCACAGUUGCGAAGGGAGGGCAGAACAACUCUAGGGAACAUAGCCUGCUGCAAGCUCAGCAAAAACCACAGCAAGAUAGUGAAGAAGAACAGUCCGCGGCUUCCGCUGAUUCCGCUGCUACUGCUGGUGGGGAAGCUGCGUGCGAGCCUUGGCUUUCCAGCGGCGAGACCCCUGUGUGUCUGCUGCAGUUUCCUCUCAGCGCAGACAAUGCGGCAGCAGUGGCUCUCAUAGCUGUUCUCUGUGUUUUCGGCAUUAUUCACUUGAUGCGAAUAUCUGCUGGUUUUAUCAAAGGCUGUCAGUGCCGACUGUGCAAAGGAGACUACACUCUUGUUAGAAAGCUAGGUCGUGGAGGCUACGGGACUGUGUGGCUAGCCCGCCUGCGUCGCCGCGCUGCUGCAGAAAGCUCUGCGACCCCUUUUGUUGUGUUGAAAAAAAUUGCUGUGGCUGACAUAACAGCUGCCGACAGUUACCAGCAGGAAGCUCGAAGAUUGGCACAUCUGAUGCAUAAGUUUGUUCAGGCGCUGGUGGUCCCGCUGAGGGGCAGAGGGAUCUGCCGCUGCUUCUUCUUUGCCAUUGUUGCUGACAACAUGGCAGAUGACACUGUUGCCCCCCUAUUGUUGCGUAUUUUUUUUGUAGGGUCGUUCUUGCUUUUGAGGCUGUUGCUGCUGCUACAGGUGGGCUACGUUGGAGAGUUUAUACACCAGGAGCCUUCGUUCGGCCGUGUGGAACGUCAGACGUAUUUCAUGCUGUUGAUGGAGUUUUGCCCCCUCGGCGAUUUGAAGAGACUCAUAGAACGCCGGUACAGAGCCCUUACGGAGCGCAGAAUCCGCCGUUGGCUUUUCCAAUUAGUGCAGGCCGUCCAUUACCUACACGAAAGGAAUAUACUGCACAGAGACAUAAAAAGCCAAAAUGUGUUUUUGUCCGAAGACUCUCAUAUUCGUCUGGGGGAUUUCGGCCUCUGUCGCUUUGCUUCGCCCCCCAAAGUAAGCAUGCAGCAGCAUUCGGUCGUGAAGUUGAUUGACUCUAGCACGCUGACGCAGCAGGAGGAGUGGCAGCAGCUGCGGUUGCAGCAGUUGCAGAUGCAACGGAGCGCUGAUACGUCACCUGAGAGAAUAGAUGAGCAGCAGGGCCCGUCGCCGCUGGCUGCUGCUGACGCUGCUGACGCUACUUCACAGAAGCAGAGCACAGGAGGCGGCUUUGCUGAAACAGGACAGAACUCGCAGCUCCAGCAGCUGCAACUUCAUCAUCGCAAGGUGGUGGAAGCAAAAUCAGGGAGAGGAGGCACGCUGUGGCUCGCAUCUACACGGACUCUGAGCAAAGUGUGCAAUGUGCUUUUUUAUCCCGUUUCGCUUCUGCUGCAGCUUAUCCGAAGCAGCAGCAUAGGCCUCAACCUCAGCAGCAGGAGGCGCAGCGAACGCGGCAGGGGUGAAUGGUGCAGCAGAGAGUCCACUUGCAGCGACGGCAAGGGUAGCGUGUACACAUGCACCAGAAAUGCGGCAACAGGGGGAGGUGCAGAUACACCUGGCAAUAGUUCCUUGCUAUCGGUAGCUGGCACAGACUGCUACAUGGCCCCUGAGGUCAUUCUAGGAGCCAAAUACGGAAAGCCAGCCGACAUCUGGAGUUUAGGCUGUGUCAUGCUGGAGUUGUGCGGGGGUGUUUUCAUGUGGGAGCUCACAAGUCCGCCAUCUCAUUUGCUACUACAGGAUGAUAGCCCCCAGCAGCAAGAGCAACUCGAUUUGCUGCUAGAUUCUCUGCUGCCGAAGAGGGUCAUCGGGUGCGGCACCAAAAGUAUCAUCAAAAUGCUCCUACAAAAGGGUACAGCUGAUGAGCCUACCGUUGCUUUACUAGAUAGAUCUGUUAUUCGUGCGUUUUGUGCUUUUGAGGCUGCUGUAACGAAUGCUGGUGCACGUGGAAAUGCGGCUCAAAGGCCCACUGCUGCACAGUUGAUGAAGGAUAAAUAUUUUAGAAGGGAUUAUCGGUGCUGCAGCGAGCCGUUCGCGACGUCUCCGUCUCUCACGCUGCAGCAGCCUGAGCAGCCUGGGCAGUACCCCGAUGCGAACCUUUCUGCACCGGCGGCAGCUGGGGAGAAGCAAGUAGAGCUCGACCUGUCUACCGUGGAGGCUUCCAGCUGGGCCUCUGUUUAUUUGCGCAAGACAGGAGUGGCACUUUGUGGCGACAGAGAAUUGACAAAAAGUUGUCACUCGUCCCCUUCAUCAGCUCUUCCCUCUGUCCAUUUGCCAGCAGAAUCCACAGAAGACAGUCUGUCUGCUGCAGACUACACUUCUCCUUUUGCGGCUUCUGCGGCCGUGGCGCCUGCUCAUAUCACGGCUGCGAUGGCUGCAGCUGCGGAGGCGGAAGCAAUUCAUGGGGUGCAAGACAAACAAAAGAGUGAGCAACGAGUGCGGCAAAGGAGAAAGCACCACAGAACAACGGCGGCGGCAGCGGCGGUGGCAGCAGCAGCUGCAGCAGCAGUUGAAGAAACGGCAACGAGGCGUGCUGCAGCUGCAGCUGCCAAGGCAGCCGCAGCGACUGUUGCAUCCAUACCAACCAGGUUCAAGCUGUUGAAAAAUCGGCGAGCAACAGCAGAUUCAGCCGCGGAAAAGGCGGUGAAAGCCACAGCUAGAGCAGCGGCAAGGGCUGCUCCAGGCCUCUUGAACAGUGCAGACUCUCGCCCAAAGUGA